Molecule: messenger RNA, 4247 nt
Organism: Dermacentor silvarum
Lineage: Eukaryota; Metazoa; Arthropoda; Arachnida; Ixodida; Ixodidae
Product: cytosolic 10-formyltetrahydrofolate dehydrogenase-like
Biological process (GO): one-carbon metabolic process; biosynthetic process; 10-formyltetrahydrofolate catabolic process
Cellular component (GO): cytoplasm
Molecular function (GO): formyltetrahydrofolate dehydrogenase activity; aldehyde dehydrogenase (NAD+) activity
Source: RefSeq, a predicted model, not a curated record
UAAGCGGAUGCCACUAGCAUGGCGCGUCACCCCAAUAACACCAACCGUGCCCUGGCCGCGUCUCCAUCGCAAUACCCUGUAGCGGGACUAGUGCCUCGAGUUCGGUAGAUAAAGGCUGCACGAAGAGCGGGAAGCUCCUACUUUCUCAUUGUCCCCGACUGUCAAAAAGUAUUCAGGGAGUCCCAUCAUAUCACCAGAAAUCCAAGUGUACGCCCUGACUCGAUAACUUUUGACCAACACAGCCGAUAUUUCUCUCGGGUUAUGAUCUUCGCCGUCUCACUUUCCCUAUCUGUCUUCGGCAUACUAUCUUGCGCUGUGCACGUGGUGCUCUUCCCCUCUGGCUGACCUCUCGUUAAGGUAAUCUCUCGCUCAACGGCCGCCUCCCUUUCCCCGCAUCCAUUCCUGCCGUGAAGCAGACGCUCACGCAACCGGGAAUACGUGACGUCAUCCUCAGCAGCUUGUUUAUAUGUCUCGCAGCUCAACAGCCGGUGUGUAGCUCAGCAGCAACAGCGCCGACGACCAUGAGGAUCGCCAUCAUCGGCCAGAGCGCCUUCGCCAGCGAGGUGUUGAAGCUGCUGCAGAAGAACGGCCACGAGAUCGUCGGCGUCUUCACCGUGCCCGACAAGGAUGGCCGGGAGGACGCGUUGGCGACCACGGCGUCGGCUUGCGGCGUGGAGCGCGUGGUCAAGCUGGCGCGCUGGCGAGCCAAGGGCGGCGGUGGUGUGCUGCCCGAAGUGAUGCGCACCUACGAGGAGGCCCGGGCGGAGCUCAACGUGCUACCUUUCUGCAGCCAGUUCAUACCCAUGGAGGUGAUCACGUGGCCCAAGCAUCAGUCGAUCGUGUACCACCCGUCUCUGCUACCGCGCCACAGGGGCGCCUCGUCUGUGAACUGGACCUUGAUCGAGGGCGACGCCAAGGGGGGCCUGAGCGUGUUCUGGGCCGACGACGGUCUGGACACGGGUCCUCUGCUUCUGCAGCGAGAGUGCGACGUGCUGCCCGACGAUACGGUCGACUCGCUCUACGCGCGGUUCCUCUUCCCCGAAGGAGUCAAGGCCAUGGGCGAGGCAGUGGAGCUGAUAGCCUCCGGCAAGGCACCGCGUAUCGUGCAGCCCGCCGAAGGCGCCACCUAUGACCCGAUGCUGAACAAGCGGGAGCUGCGACGCGUGGACUUCUCCAAGCUGACGGGCCAGGCGUUGCACAACUUCAUCCGGGGCAUGGACAAGGUGCCCGGCGCAUGGAUCACCCUCGAGGGACAGGCGACGCGCGUCUACGGCUCGAGCCUGUGGCCCUCCGUUCCCGUGGAAGGUGCUCGGCAGGUUUCAGUGGAAGGCAUGUCCCGGCCCGGACUGGUGCACGGCGAGGGUCUGCUGCUGUGCGGCUGCGACGGCGUCUGGGUCAACGUGCGACAGCUGGCCUCGGAGGAGACGGGACGCGUCAGCCUCGCCUCACGCUUCGGUCAGCAGCAGGCCGACGGCGAGGCGCUGGAGCUCACCGACGAGGAGAGGGCUCUGGUCGACAAGCUGAGGGGUAUCUGGAAGAGCAUCCUACGCCGUGACGUCGACGACGAGACGGACCUGUUCGAGUGCGGCGCCGGCUCCAUGGACGUGACGCGGCUCGUCGAAGAGGCGCGCGACGCCUGCGGCCUCCAGUUGGCCGCCGAGGACGUCUACCUGGCGUCGCGGUUUGCGGACUUCGUGCGCGUCGCGGUGCUCAAGGCGCGCGGGCAGGGCUCUGGCGGCGACGAGGUCUCCUACGACGCGGUCGAGCUCCAGGCUAACGGCAGGACAAUUCGUGUGCCGCACCAGCUCUUCAUCGACGGCAAGUUCGUGAACAGCUCGUGGGGACGCAGCUCAGAGGUGGUGAACCCGACGGACGAGAGCGUGCUGUGUCGGGUCGAGAGCGCCUCGUCCGAGGACGUGGACCGCGCGGUGGACGCGGCCAAGGCGGCCUUCGAGCAGGGCGAGUGGGGCCGCAUGAGUGCCCGGGACCGAGGACGCCUGCUGCUGCGGCUCGCCGACCUGAUGGAGCAGCACCGCGAGGAACUGGCCACCAUCGAGUCGCUGGACUCGGGCGCCGUGUACACGCUGGCCCUGAAGACGCACGUGGGCAUGUCCAUCGACGUGUUCCGCUACUUCGCCGGCUGGUGCGACAAGGUGCAAGGCAGCACGGUGCCCGUGAGCCACGCCAGGCCGCGCAAGAACCUCACCUUCACCCGCUGGGAGCCCAUCGGCGUGUGCGGCAUCAUCACCCCGUGGAACUACCCGCUCAUGAUGGUGGCGUGGAAGAGCGCCGCCUGCCUGGCCGCGGGCAACACGCUCGUGCUCAAGCCCGCCCAGGUGUGUCCGCUCACGGCUCUCAAGCUGGCCGAGCUCACGGUGCGCGCCGGCAUCCCGCCGGGCGUCUUCAACGUGCUCACGGGCUCCGGCACCGUCGUGGGACAGGCCAUGUGCGGACACCCCCUGCUCAGAAAGGUGGCGUUCACGGGCUCUACAGAGGUGGGCCGUGCCAUCAUGUCGAGUUGCGCCGCUCCGUACCUGAAGCGCGUCUCGCUAGAACUCGGGGGAAAGUCGCCGCUCAUCAUAUUCGCCGACUGCGACCUGGACCUGGCCGUGCGCCAGGGCCUGAACAGCGUGUUCUUCAACAAGGGCGAGAACUGCAUCGCCGCCGGCCGCCUGUUCGUCGAGGAGUCGCUGCACGACCGCUUCGUCGAGCGCGUCGUCGCCGAGGCCCGCAAGAUCGUCACGGGAGACCCACUCGACCGCAGCACCUGGCACGGUCCGCAGAACCACAAGCAGCACCUGGACAAGCUGCUGGACUACGUCCAGAGAGCCGUGGCCGAUGGCGCCAAGCUGGUCCACGGAGGCAGGAGGCUUCCGAGACCGGGUCUCUUCCUCGAGCCGACCAUCAUCGUGGACGUGGAGGACCACAUGGCGGCCGCCAAGGAAGAGUCGUUCGGCCCGAUCAUGCUCGUCUCUCGCUUCCGGGACGGAGACGUCGAGGGCGUGUUGAGGCGCGCCAACGCCACGGAGUACGGACUCGCGUCGGGAGUCUUCACGCGCGACCUCAGCAAGGCCCUGCGCGUGGCGGACGCGCUGCAGGCCGGAACGUGCUUCAUCAACUGCUACAACAAGACGGACGUGGCGGCGCCUUUCGGCGGAUUCAAGCAGUCCGGAUACGGCAAGGACUUGGGUCACGAGGCGCUCAAGGACUAUCUGCAGCUCAAGUGCGUCACCGUCGAGUACUAGCGUUCUCACUUCCUCCGCACACGCUGACCGUUGUUGACGAAUAAUCUCAAAUGGACUCGACUGGGCCCACCGGCUCGUGUAUACGUCAGCAGCAAGCACACACACACACACUAACAUGUCAGGAUUGGAUGGUAGAAAAAUAUAAUUGCCAGCGCACACUUACAACUAAGGAUGUUCAGGAGCACAAGAAUGUCAUCGUCGACACACAGACUGUAUUUCCGUGGAAUAAAUGCACAAGCCUAUUCUUCUACGGGGGAAAAAAGGCCGUAUACACAGAUGUGCCUGCAUCUCUUUUCUAACCUGACAAACCUUGUUCUCAUUUCGCUUCUUCGACUGUUUGGCGCAAUAAAAAGCGUGAGGGUGGCGCGCUUGUAUUCGCUGGAAUAAGACUACAAUGUCAGCUAAAGAAAUACCUUUUGUGGGAACUAGCGGUGAGCAAAUCUUCGAAAUUUUGAAUACGAAACGAUUCGUUCUGUUUCAAACGAAAGUAUUAUGUUUCAGGUUUUGGUUUUCGAUUUCUCGAAUAUUCUGUCGUGGCCGAAUAUUUGAAUGUGCAUGCGAAGGUGCACAUGCUACGGCUAUUGUGGCCUAAGCACGUGGUCGCGGGAUCAAAUCCCGGCCACCGAAGCCUCAUUUCGAUGGGGGCGAAAUACAAAAAUACCCGUGUGCUUAGAUUUAGAUGCACGUUAAAGAACCACAGGUGGUCAAAAUUAAUCCAGAGUCCCCCACUACGGCGAGCGAGAUAGUGGUUUUGGCACGUAAGACCCCCUCCCCGGCCCCCUUUUUUUUGUGCUUUCUUAAUUGUGGCCUGUCUGCCAUGAGAAAGGUCCCGCGCACUUGUUCCACCGCCCGCUUCAAGUGCGCCGCCAUGAGCCGGCCAUCCUGACUCUUGUUCAGCAUUUGCAAGCUGCCUAGAUGAAUAUACAUGAUAUAGCAUUGCUAGUAUUGAAGGCAAUAAAUCUAUAUUUUUAUCCCAUUUCCUCUCUAUGUUUGUUCUAGUAC